Messenger RNA from Oldenlandia corymbosa var. corymbosa, 246 nucleotides. Lineage: Eukaryota; Viridiplantae; Streptophyta; Magnoliopsida; Gentianales; Rubiaceae. The record is from the annotation of a GenBank genome assembly.
AUGUAUCACAUUGCUCAAUCGACGGCGAUUCCGACUGAUCUGGUCAGCUUCGCGGUUAAGGCUGUUGCUGGAUCGUCCCUUCCUUCUAUUUCAGCUGAUUCGGUGGCUGCUGCUGCGGCAUCUCUCUCACAGCCGGCUGGUCUUGGGACUUCCCGUGAAGCUCCCCUCGAUUGUUCUCAUUGCAAUCGUCCGAAUCACGACGUUUGUGACUUGUUACCAACUUUCUUGCAUAGAAGGUGUGGAUAG